AUUCAGUAACGGCUUCUUAUUACGUUCGAUCCGACUCUGGAUUAAUAGGACCAUGUGACGCCAGGUGGACCAGAGCCAAUUGUGAAAGACCUGAAGUGACGAACCAUGACUUUACGCACGCGCAGCAAGGAUGUCACGUGACUUACUGUUCUUUGCUUUUCAUGUUCUUUUACAUCUAUCUCUGCUUGAGAUCAAAGUUGAGAUUGUAGCCCUCAAUGUCUCCAAAACAGACGAACAGAAGCUGCUGGAUGCAUUGAUGACCGGAUAUAGCAAAGAUACAAGACCCGUAUAUAAUGCGUCACAUCCGGUCAAAGUCUCUGUGGGAAUUACCCUUACCCAAAUUUUUGACGUGGAUGAAAAGAAUCAAGUGUUGACCACCAAUGUUUGGCUUGAUCAGGAAUGGAAAGACGAGAAGUUGGUCUGGGAUCCCAAAGACUACAAUGGGCUGGAGAUGAUGAGAAUCCCAUGCCGGAAAAUAUGGCUUCCGGAUAUUGUUCUGUACAAUAGCGCUAGUGACCAUAACGAGAAGUAUAUGGAGGCCUUGGCAAUGGUCGGUAACGAUGGCACAGUCUUCUGGCCACCAAUAGUGAAGUUUAGAAGCUCCUGUCUGAUGGAUAUGACCUACUUUCCGUUUGACGACCAAAUUUGUAGGCUAAAACUGGGAUCCUGGGCCUACACUGGCUUUCAAGUGGACGUCCUCAAUCGGUCAAACACCAUUGACAUGUCUAGAUUUGUAGAGAACGGCGAAUGGGAGAUAAUAAACACUGAGGCAAUUCGGAAUAAUGUAUACUACACGUGCUGCCCGGAACCAUUUCCGGAUGUGACGAUCACGUUACACUUACGUAGAAGGACUAUUUACUUCAUGUAUAACGUCAUCAUCCCUUCCAUCAUGUUGUCUAGCCUAGCCCUUCUUGGGUUCUGGGUUAAUCCUGACUCUGGGGAAAAGGUAACCCUCGGUCUUACGGUGCUGCUUGCUCUCUCUGUCUUCAUGCUGUUAAUUGCUGAAAACACUCCCGCCACGUCCUUCUUUAUACCACUUUUAGGCAUAUAUCUCAUAACUACGAUGUCCUUCACCUCUCUGUCUGUUAUCUGUGCAGUGGGCGUGACAAACCUUCACCUCCGAGGUCACGCAUACCCUGUUCCGAAUUGGUUGCGUAAGCUCCUAUUUUUAAUUUCGAAUAUUUUGUGUAUAAGGCUUCAUCAUAUAAGGAACGGAUUGUCACUUAAUAAUUCACCAUACUGGGACAGAAUCCCGGCGUCUUCCACUUUUGGAAAUCACUCCACUUCGAACGGUCGAAUUGUGCACGAUCUGGGUGAGGGGACGGUCAUUCAUCAUGACGAAGUACACAAAGAAGGGGCGGCCCCUAGCGAGAGAUUACUAAGGGAAGAUAACUCUGAUUCGAAUCACGCAUUACUAGAAACUAUAAAGUGCCUUAUUAACAAACAAGAAGAGGGUGAACGAGAGAAAAAGAUUCAUGACGAAUGGAAGGAAGUGGCAUUGAUAAUUGACCGUUCUCUGUUCGUUAUUUUUCUGCUGGGGAUGAUUGUAGCAUCUGUGUACAUUCUUGUUGUCUUGCCAUUAAGAAAGUUAGGGACGGUUUAAGUCACCCUGACAUGUGCUCUUUUGCCAACAGUUUGGAAAUAUUAACGAACGGUUAACUUCAUGCUAUAUUGUAUAAAUGAUAUUUUUAUUAAUAAUGUUGUUAACACUCUUGUGUUUGACACAAUAAAGCCGCACAAUUAAUAGGUUAUAAGUA
Molecule: messenger RNA, 1757 nt
Organism: Saccostrea echinata
Lineage: Eukaryota; Metazoa; Mollusca; Bivalvia; Ostreida; Ostreidae
Product: neuronal acetylcholine receptor subunit alpha-10-like
Exons: 7
Coding region: 131-1603 (490 amino acids)
Biological process (GO): monoatomic ion transmembrane transport; signal transduction; regulation of membrane potential
Cellular component (GO): postsynaptic membrane; neuron projection; synapse
Molecular function (GO): transmembrane signaling receptor activity; acetylcholine-gated monoatomic cation-selective channel activity
Source: RefSeq, a predicted model, not a curated record